AUGACCGACCAAACCCAGGCUUCAGAUAGCCCCAAGUGGCUCAAGCACAUUGAGGAUAUGAUAGGAGAGGAGGAGGAAGAGGAAGAUGAGAUCGACUCUGAAGCCAUUUACUACAGAAUUGUUCGCGAUAUGCUCCUCUCAGAAGAGAAUCCAGACAAAUCUGUCUCUGAAGCCAUUCAAAAGUUUUACGAUUAUUACGUCGCCGGAUUUUCUGGAGAGGACUUUGGCGGAAGGGAGCCACCAGAAUAUGAUGCAGGUGGAACCCUAAACAGUAUCGCAGACAUUGUGUUCGAACUAGUCGCCAAAAUUCCCUUCACAGACCCCAAGCAAGACAUGCUCUCCAAUUUCCUGAUUGGUAUUGCGAAGAAUGCUGCCGAUAGCUUUGAUGAGAAGGAUCCUCGUUUUGUCUGUUGGAGCUGGGGAGUCCAAGCAGCCGCAGUAGAGAGAUGGAAUGCCUGUCACAUCGAUGCAGGACGCUUGGAUCGCGAAGGGCCAGCUGUAGAUAAAGCCAUAGACAGAUGGCUCAGUACAACUGCUCUGAUCGCCAAACUAUUCCAAGCAGAUCUCCUUGGGGCGUAUGGCCCCCUCUGGCUAUCAAACGAUUUCAUAAGAGCCUUUAAGACGCAUACAGACGGCGACUAUACUAAGCAUCCAGUUAGACAAGCACAGAUUCUUGCUGUUGCGAACUACAUCUUCCUCGCGGGUGAAGCGCUUGCGCAGGAUGCGAAGAUAGCCUCACCAGAAAGAAGGUAUGACUUGGAUGCGGAGAAUUGGAAGUUGUGGGCUUCGAAACUCAAAGAGGUCUCUGAUACAGUGGAUGAGAACGUGAGAUGGGAUCUCAAGGAGAAGACUCGGAAGGCGUACGAGAAGAUGAUUGAGCUGUAUCCAGAGCCCUUUUCAUCGGAUCAGAAGACUGGAGAAUGA
Fusarium subglutinans is the source of this 924-nucleotide messenger RNA. RefSeq lists its product as uncharacterized. The coding region runs from base 1 to 924 and encodes 307 amino acids. Lineage: Eukaryota; Fungi; Ascomycota; Sordariomycetes; Hypocreales; Nectriaceae. The transcript has 3 exons. The record is from RefSeq and is a predicted model, not a curated record.